AACCGCACGGGAAGCCUGGAGAAAACAAUCCUAGUCAGUUCUGAUGGCUGAAAAGAAACAUCUUGUUACUUCUGGUCUAGAUACAUUUAGGCGCCGGAAGAGCUGAGUUCAAACUUCGUUGAAACGUGACCUUAACGUUUUUGAACCUGUGUCUUGGUUUUACAAUGUGACAAGUAUUUCUUUCAGACAUGAAACGUUAUGAGCAUUAAAUAAAAAGUGGUUAAAAUGUUUAAUAAUGCCUGGUACAUUGUAACCACUCAAAUAUUAUAAAUAUUGUCCUCAUGUACCUCUUGCAUUUUGAGGUUUUAGAUUUGUUUGGUGCUAAGUUGGAAUUGCAAGGUUCAUUUUGGCUGUUUGCCCCUCUUCAGUUCUGGGUUCUAUGUUAGGCACUGGAGUUGUAGAGUGACAAAUAGACAUGGAACGUGUAUGUUUAUUCUUAAAUUACCAUGACAACCACAAAACUGAAACCUCCCUACUUCCUUUUUUAAGUACCAAGGGUGACAUGAGACUAAUACUAUAAGAUACGGACAGCAUGUCUUAAGUUGAGCGCCACCAGAAUGUUGUUGAGAGAGAUGAACCAGAGAAAGCUGUGUACCUGCACAAGUGGUGGCCGCUGUUGAUGUAAACACUGUUGCUAACGAAGUGUACAAGUAUAAUUUUCCUCACACACAGUUACUGGCCAGGACAAUUGAAGGCAUUACACUAGAAGAGUUUGACAGAUUAUCUUUCAAUAUGAUUUUAAUGAGCCCACCCUGUCAGCCCUUCACAAGAAUUGGCCUGCAGGGUGAUGUGACUGAUCCAAGGACAAAUAGCUUCUUAUAUAUUCUAGACAUUCUCCCAAGAUUACAAAAAUUACCGAAGUAUAUUCUUUUAGAAAAUGUUAAAGGUUUUGAAGUAUCUUCUACAAGAGAUCUGUUAAUACAAACAAUAGAAAAUUGUGGCUUUCAGUACCAAGAAUUUCUAUUGUCUCCAACCUCUCUUGGCAUUCCAAAUUCAAGAUUACGGUACUUCCUUAUUGCAAAGCUUCAGCCAGAGCCUUUCCCUUUUCAGGCCCCUGGUCAGGUACUGAUGGAGUUCCCCAAAACGGAAUCUGAACAUCCCCCUAAAUAUGCAGUAAAUGCAGAAAAGAAAACUGAAGAAAAGAAAAUUGAACCAAAUAUUAGCUUUGACAGCAGCACACAGUGUUCUGGAAAAGAGGCCAUUCUUUUUAAGCUUGAAACUGCAGGAGAAAUUGACAGGAAACAGCAACAGGACAGCGAUCUCUCUGUGCGAAUGCUGAAAGAUUUUCUUGAAGAUGACAUUGACAAGCAUUCAUUCUUUUUACCACCAAAGUCACUACUGCGAUAUGCUCUUUUGUUAGACAUUGUUAAACCCACUUCCAGAAGAUCCACGUGCUUUACAAAAGGUUAUGGGCGCUACAUAGAAGGGACAGGAUCUGUGUUGCAGACAACAGAGGAUGUGCAGAUUGAGAAUAUCUACAAAUCGCUUACCGGUUUGUCACAAGAAGAAAAAAUAAUGAGAUUGUCAAUGCUUCAACUUCGAUUUUUCACUCCUAAAGAAAUAGCAAAUCUCCUUGGAUUUCCUCCAGAGUUUGGAUUUCCUGAGAUGACAACUGUCAAACAGCGUUAUCGUCUACUUGGAAAUAGUCUCAAUGUGCAUGUUGUAGCUAAACUAAUCAAAAUCCUAUGUGACUAAUUAUUUAAAUAACUCUGAAGGAGGGUCACAGUUUUCUAUCAUAUCUAGAUAGUAAUUUUGAAGUUCUUUUUUGAAUUCAUUUUGACAAAAUUUGACUAAAUUAUCUUUCUCUUUAAUAAGAAGUUUGGAUUUGUCAGGAAAAUGCCAUUUUGUUUCCUUACAUUUAUAUUACUGUGUUUUGUAAGGUGAAACUUAUUGUUAUGCUUCAGGAGAAUAUAUUUUCAUAUGAAAGUAGUAAAUAUAUAUGUUAAAUACUCCCUUUAUAAUAUUAUGGUAUAGACAAGUUUAGAAACAUUAGAAUUUUAGUGUCUACAUGAAUAUCUUAUAAAGUAUUAUAAAAUAGUAUAUAAACUUGAGAUACUAUAUGUUUGUGUAUGUUACUUAAAGUUGCUUUCACUUC
Messenger RNA from Odocoileus virginianus texanus, 2095 nucleotides. The record is from RefSeq and is a predicted model, not a curated record. Lineage: Eukaryota; Metazoa; Chordata; Mammalia; Artiodactyla; Cervidae.